Messenger RNA from Adineta ricciae, 750 nucleotides. The record is from the annotation of a GenBank genome assembly. NCBI's taxonomy places the organism in Eukaryota, Metazoa, Rotifera, Eurotatoria, Adinetida, Adinetidae.
AUGAAUCCACAAAACAUCUAUUAUCAACAGCAAUUAAAUAUGCACAAACAACAAUUUCACGACUCAGGUAUUGUUGAUGAAGGUCUUUCCGACGAAACUGGUUCAGUUGAAGAUGGUUCAAAUGAUCGUUCUGCUACAGACGAUUGUGAUAUUCCGAAAAAACCAAGUCAGUCCUACCUUGAAAUAAUUGCUGAAGCAAUUUUGAAAGCACCGAAACGUACAAUGCAAUUGUACGAAAUCUACGAAUAUUUCCAACGAAAAUAUCGAUAUUUUGCUGAAGAUGUGAACAAAUCGUGGAAAAAUAGUGUAAGACAUAAUUUAUCUUUAAAUGAUUGUUUUGUUAAAGCAGGUAGAGGACACAAUGGUAAAGGACAUUAUUGGCGAAUCCAUGAGUUAGCAGAACGAGAAUUCGAACAAGGACGUUUUCGUCGUCGACGAUAUCGUCAACAGAUGCAACAGUUAGAAAUGCAGUCAUCAUACGAAACACCAGUUGUUCCAUCCUACUAUCCUUCAAAUUCCUACUAUAUGUGCGCCCCGCCACCACCGUAUCAGGCAAUUUAUCCACCUUCGAACAGCUCAUCAGAAAAUCAUCCGAUGAGUCCAGUGGAACCGUCAUCGACCAUGUCAAAUUUUUAUAUGUCAACUCCAGCAUCCUCCUCCUAUGCAUAUUAUGAUCCGUACUCGACAUCUUAUUAUCCAAUGCCAAUGUCAUAUCCACCCUCAACGGAACAAAUUCAUUUCGAUGCUUAG